Molecule: messenger RNA, 1322 nt
Organism: Nomia melanderi (Alkali bee)
Lineage: Eukaryota; Metazoa; Arthropoda; Insecta; Hymenoptera; Halictidae
Gene: Fam92
Product: CBY1 interacting BAR domain containing protein Fam92
Biological process (GO): cilium assembly
Cellular component (GO): ciliary transition zone; ciliary basal body
Source: RefSeq, a predicted model, not a curated record
GCGUGCAGGUGAAAGGUAGUUAGAGUGAACAGGGUAUGGAUUAAAAUCGACCUCACCUGCGGUCACAAUACACCACCUGCCAGCAGUAAACUACCAACAGGGAGUUCAGGAUAACGAAUUGUGAAAAGCGUGGUAGCUUCGUACAAUAGUCUUUCUAAAUAAUGCAACGGAAGUAGCGAAACAUUAAAAGGCAAAAUGUUGCGCUCUAGAUCGCAAGGCAACGUUUGGGAACACGAAGCGAAAUUCGUACAGGAUCGUAUAUCCAAUGUGGAAAAACAUUUCGCUGAACUGUGCGCAUCGUUUGCAGCGUACACUAGAAAAGCUGCGAGAUUACGCGACAAAGGAGACGAAGUUGCGAAAACGAUACAGACUUACGCGCAAUCGGAAACUGUAAAUCGAUCGCUCACGACCGGAUUAACGAAUUUCUCGGCAACUUUAUCGGUAAUAGGAGAUUACAGGGAUGCCGAGGUGCAACGAUUCGAUGCGAAAAUAAUUGCUCCCCUUUCUCAAUACGCGUCGAUUUGCAAAAAUGCUCGCGACGAUGUUAAAAAUACUUUUACAGCUCGUGAUAAGGAGUUAACGAGGAAAAGGCAUUUAGACAGACUGAGAGAACGAAAUCCUAGAAACAGACAAAUGAUCUCGCAAGCCGAGUCGGAGCUGAUGAAAGCUUCUGUUGAAGUUUCAAGGGUUGUAAAAGGUUUAGAAGAACAAAUCGAUUCGUUUGAAAAACGAAAGCUGCGCGAUCUGAAAACUGUGCUUUUAGAUUUCAUUAUUAUUGAGAUCAGUUUUCACGCGAAAUCCCUCGAACUGUUGACGAAGGCUUAUCAAGAUAUCGCUGAAAUUGAUGAGGCUAAAGAUUUAGAGGACUUUCAAACGAUAAGAGGAAACAUGAACGGGGAAUUUCGCGAUGUGAUGCGGGUACCAGAUUCUAUUGCCAGAUUAUCUACCGUUGGACGAACUUCGUUCAGACAAGCAUAUUCUCUCACCAAUUUAGCCAGUCGUUUUACAUCAUCUCCAAUGGUUCCACAAAAAUUAGUUAGUCAUACUACCGAUUCUAUAGAUUCUGCAAAAUCCAGUUUAAAAACAAAUUCUUCAGAAUCAGUACAAAUUGAAGAAUAUGGUGAUAGUUCAGAAGAAACAGAAUCUGAAUCCAUUAAAGAAAAACCUAUGAAAUUUCAUGAAGACUCUGGUCGCAAAACUUUAACAUGGUUUACAUUUAAAACAAUACCACCUGUUCCUGCAUACCAGAAGUCUUUAACAAUUCCUAUGACCAUUAAUCAUGAAUGAUAUGCAUAUUUUACUAUUUAAUAAUAAAGUAUAUU